This is a messenger RNA of Heterobasidion irregulare TC 32-1, 153 nucleotides long. RefSeq lists its product as uncharacterized. NCBI's taxonomy places the organism in Eukaryota, Fungi, Basidiomycota, Agaricomycetes, Russulales, Bondarzewiaceae. The annotation marks the transcript as partial. The transcript has a single exon. The record is from RefSeq and is a predicted model, not a curated record.
AUCAUUUGGAACAUCUUUGGUAAUCCUCUCACUACUCUUCUAAAGCUGAUACCAAACCCCCCACCCUUCAUGCUGACCAGUAGAUAUAUAGCCAAACAAUGUGACCUCAUCGACAAAGUUCACUCAGAUGACUUCCUUUGGCUGGCCAAAUAA